CCGACCACUUUUAAAUAUCCAAAUAUGAACCCGGCGGAACUCAAGAAACUGCGUUCGAAACAACGGAAAGCAGCCAAAAAAGCAGAGCAAAAUAAAGUGGAAGAAAAGAAAAAAGAAGAAAAGAAAGCUGAACACCAUAAAGCGAAAUCUGGAGGAAAUACGGAUGACUUGGAUAAUCAACCUGCGGAAGAUUUAGACCCCAGUAAGCUGGAACGGACUGAGGAUCCAUUAGGUGAAGCUAUUCAUUUCUUGAAGCCACUUCAAUCUUUAGCACCCAAUAGAAUCCAAACUCACUUAAUGGCCUUUGAAAUUUAUCUACGAAAAGGCAAGCCACUACUCAUGCUACAGGCACUUAAAAGAGCACUAAAACUGGAACCUUCCAACCCUGAACUCCACACGUGUUUGAUACGAUUCUUGCAAUAUAGACAAGAAAAACUUAGCUCUCAAUGUGGGACCAUCGUGGAUGUUAUUAAUAGGGAAGUGACCAGACUUCUUCCAACAACAGAUCAUAAUAAGCUUAAUGAAGAUUUCUUAAAUAAUAAUCAAGAAUCUCUCCCACACAGACUACAAGCUGCCCGUUCAAUGGUGCUUCUGGAUGGUGUACAACGUGAGCGUGCCCUUUCCAUUGCUACAGUUCUUGAUUCACAUCUAAAUGACAGAACUCAUGAGCAGGGUGACCCAAAGAAGAAAACACAUUCACCAACAUCUACUCAGUUGCCAUCUUUCCAGAAGUUUGCUGACAUCACAAACAUGCAGCAAGUAUUAGAAUGGUUGGAAUCACGUGAGUUUGUAGCCACACCAGAGCAAGUUUGUCACUAUAAAGCACAGUGCCAUGAUAUCUAUCCUCGUGCCCGGGCCUUCUGUCCCCCUCAGCCAGCAUCCACUUCCUCAACAAGUGAUUCUGCUAGUGAUUCUACUACUACAACUACUUCCACUACUACUACUACUAGUAUCACUACUACUACCAUUACCACAACAUCCUCUACAGCCAACCAUAAUCAUGUGGAUUCACCCAGCAGCUGAAAUUCAUUGCAAGUUCCCAGCAUUAGACUUUUGCAGACUGCAGGGUUCUUCUAAGUGAUGUCAACACCAGGAUGCCGUGAUAUUGCAAAAAGAAACUAACCUUGAAAAUUAUAUUAAAAUGUUCUAAACUGUCAAGCCUCAGUAACUCAAAUUUCUCUUAAGAAAAGAACUAGUGAAAGCAUAUGACAUAGUUGAGCUAAAAUAAUCCUGGUAAUGAAUAUAAACAGUAUACACCUAUACUUGGGCAGACAUUAUCAUGGUCAUUAAAGGCAGUUAAUAUUGUUUUGUUUGGUUAAAUAUUGAGCUUUAUCUCAUACUUGUAUCAUAUAUUUACACAUUACAUUAGAAUCAUUCAUAAUACUGCUUUGUUAAAGAGUUUGAAGUUGCUUUGUUGUUAAACAAACAUUAGCAUGACUACUACAGUUUUAUAUGUACAGUUAACAGAUGUUUAAUUCAUUAGUAGUCAUCUUAACAAUUUUUAUACCUCCACAGUUCCUGUCAUGAAUGCUUAAGUUGAACAUCAUUUUAUCUGAAAGGAAAUGGGUUAUUUAUAAUUAAGUAAACAUUUAUUUCUUAUUGAUUAAUGCCUUUUAUGGUGUUAAUAUAUUAUUCCAGAUGUUAUUGAAGUAGUCAUCCCUACAAGGCAUAUAUAAACUUAAUAAGUGGCAGUCAAGACUGGAAGUUGGUGUUUAGUCCAUAUUUCCUACUGGUUGCCACAUUGAACUGAAGGCAGAGCUCAGUAUCCUGUCCUUCAAAUUUUAUUCUUCAAUAAUGAAAAUUUUUAUCCAAUAUAUCAAUAACCCAAGGAAAUUUGUUGGCCAUGUGUGGCUUGCCUCAAAACUGAAAGUAUUUUUUUGAAAAUUAUAGUUUUCCUUUAGGAAUUUGUAGGAGUGACAUUUAAUGGUAUGGUUCUUUGAACAUUGUGCACUUUAUGAAGAUUAGUUUUGGGCUGUUUUUAUAUGGGUGCAUUCCAUAAUUGUAGUUGAAUGUAGACUCAUUUUUCUCUAAACAACUGUUAAUUAUGUGCCUUUGUAUUCCUCUAAUUCUGUUCAUUGCCUUCAAAGUGCCCAGCCAUUAAUAACUGCUCCUGCAUAUUGAUUCUCAUUGUUGGAAUUUGGAAGGUGUUAUAAACAUGUUGCCAAUUAUUAAAUCAAACCUCACAUGAAUGUCCCUCUUUGGCUCCAUAUUGUAGCAGCCAGUGUUUGGCCUAAUUUUUACCCUUCAACCCCCCCCCUCCCACUGCUUAUUUUUUUUUUUAUAUGCUGUUAUGGUCUUGAUUCUGAAAUAACACUUGGGUAAUUAAUAUAUUGACUUGCAAAUAUCAGUAUCAUAUUUUAAAAGAAAAACCCUCCUACUUGUUAAUUCAUGUCAUGUGAUGCUCAAUUUUCAAAUAUGGAUAGAGUGACUCGGUGAUACUUCAGAAGCUAGGCCUGUGCCAGUACUGUAUAUAAGUGAGAGUUUGAAUUCCAUCAAGUUGUUAACAAGGAAGUGACGAGUAUAGGGUUUUUGGCUGCAAUACUUAAAAUUAUUCUGCUUAUUGUUAAAAAAUAGCCACUACCAUAAUCAGUUUUGCUCACUUGCAUUACCCAUUACUGGCAUUAAUGGGUAAUAAUGCAUUCAAGUAUGUACAUAGAUGAUGAUGAUGGCUUUGCCAUGUUAUGAUGAUAGGCAAUAUAAUUCUGACAAUAUCAGGGUUGGACUUACCUUUAUCAAUAUUGUCUCAGAGUAUUACAGGAAGAGUAUUCACCCGCACUUGAUAUAGGAUCUCAAAAGGAAUCAGUCAUGCAGUAUGCUAAUUACCAAUUUAAAAUUUUCAUCUAGUGAUAAAAUGGGUGUCUAGCAAGCCUUUAGAAAUGCACUGAAGAUCCACCUCUGUAUGUCAGUUGUUAAUCUCUGCUUACUUUAUGGCUUUUGUAAUUACCUAAAAAUUGAUAUGCAUAUAUUACAGCCAGAAACUCUAUAACAUUGGUUUGCAACUGGAUUAAGACUGGCUCUCCUAACAUUAAUUUGAAUGUUAUUAAAAUUAUUAUUAUUAUUAAAAUGACUGAUUCUUGGCUGUAAAAGAAAUGGCUCAAAAACUUUUGAAGACUUGAUAAAAAAAAAAUUUGUUAACUGUAGCAAAAGUGAUCCAGGACUUUUAAACACGUCAGAGAAUAAGCCAUUCAUAACAAUUAGUGUUGAAUAAUAUCAGAUAAAAAGGGACUUUGACUGCUGCCUUUAUGGUAAAGGUGGAGUGAUAUUGUUAUGCAUUUAAAAUACAAGGGAGAAUGCUUAGCUAUUGGUUUACAAUAUUCAGUAAUUUAUUUGGACUUCAUAUGUUAUCUAAUGUAAUAGUGUGUGGUUUUGGUAAAGGUACUGCAAUAUAAUUUGAAUUUCAGAUAAAAUAUACACUACAGAUGGAAAAUUUGUAUUAAACAUAGACAUAGUAACCUGCAGAGAAAAUUGCACAAUUUAAUCUGGACAGGGAAACUAGUAUGAAAUUCACAUUUACACAGGAGUCAGAUAGUGAAUUAUGACCCUAAUUGUCAGCUUUACUUUUAUAUUAUAAGAUGUAGGUUUUACAUCAUAGUGGCUGAUGGGGUUAAGGGUCACUCAGUAUACUAGACUGUAUAAUACCCAAUUAUAUUCCAUUUGCUAAGAAUGUACAGGUUUGGUUGUUGCAUAGUUAUGGUUCAGCUAGUCACAAAGGGGAUUUUUUUUUUUUUUUUUUUUUUUUUGAGCAAGUGCUUUCAUUUCUUCGCCAGAUUUGUAUAUAUCAUUUUCUAAAGGAAAAAAAAAAAAGCAAAGAGUUGCCUGAACAUUUUGUACUUAGCUACCACAGUGCACUGUAUACUCAGCCAACUUGUUCAGUCAUAUAUUUUCCCUCGGGUAAAGAAAGCAUCCUUGUUAUUACGUUUUAUGGACCUCCUCAUUAUUUUGCUUAUUGAGGGGAAAACCCUGAACAAAGUUGAAGGAACCUUCAUGAUUCCAAAAUGUUUGUACAGAUUAUGAAAGAACAUGGGUAGUUUCAUUAAGAGACAGAAUUCACUGUGCAUGUGCUCCUUGUCACUAUUUGUUUUUAACAGGUUAAUUUCUCAUUAGGUUGUUUAAAAAUGAGAUAAUGAAGUAAACAUAUUGUAUAUUAUAUAAUUGAUAUAUUAUGAGCCUCAGGUGAUACGAGUCAAGGGCACUGUAUGUACAUGGAUUGUUGAGUGUGAGUUGCCUGCCUGGGUACCACCCUAUUUUGAUACAUUUUUCAGUGUCAUUAUAUAUAGGCAGAGGACCCUGAGAAUGGGGACUUGAAAUAAAUCUAAACCUGUAA
This is a messenger RNA of Cherax quadricarinatus, 4324 nucleotides long. Lineage: Eukaryota; Metazoa; Arthropoda; Malacostraca; Decapoda; Parastacidae. The record is from RefSeq and is a predicted model, not a curated record.